GCAGUAGGGAGUUUCUGCUAGGGUCUGGAUUGGAGUUACACACAGACCGGACCCUACCCUGUAUGAGUGGUGUCUGAGGAGAAAAAAGGAUUCCCCCUUUGUCGCAAAGAAUCUACAUGUCUAAUAUUUAGACAUGUUCAGCUUUGUGGAUAUUCGGUUAGCGCUGCUGCUCAGCGCAGCGGUGCUUUUGGCGAGAGGUCAAGGCGAGGAUGAUAGCACAUUUGGCAACUGCAACUCAGACGGACAGUUGUACAACGACAAGGAUGUAUGGAAACCCGAACCCUGCCAGAUCUGCGUCUGCGACAGCGGCACCGUCCUGUGCGACGAGGUGAUCUGCGAGGACACAUCCGACUGCGCUGACCCCAUCAUCCCAGACGGAGAGUGCUGCCCCAUCUGCCCCGACACCGAUGGAGCUCUGAUUCCAGGUGAAACUGAGCAAAUUGGUCAGGGACCUGAUGGACCCAAGGGAGACCAGGGUCCCGUUGGUCCUCCCGGCAACGAUGGUCUGGAUGGACAGCCUGGUCUUCCCGGCCCUCCCGGCCCCCCUGGCCCCCCUGGCCUUGGCGGAAACUUCUCUCCUCAGAUGAGCUACGUCGACCACUCCAAAUCUAGUGGCCCAGCUCAGCCCGGCCCCAUGGGUCCUAUGGGUCUCCGUGGUAUGCCUGGACCCCCUGGCUCCACUGGUCCUCAGGGUUUCACUGGCCCCCCUGGCGAGCCUGGUGAGCCCGGUGCUUCUGGUCCCAUGGGUUCCCGUGGUCCCUCUGGCCCCCCUGGAAAGAACGGAGAUGAUGGUGAGCCUGGCAAAGCUGGACGUCCCGGUGAGCGCGGAGCUGCUGGCCCUCAGGGUGCUCGUGGAUUCCCCGGAACCCCUGGACUCCCCGGCAUCAAGGGACACAGAGGAUUCAGCGGUCUGGAUGGAGCUAAGGGAGAUGCUGGACCCGCCGGCCCCAAGGGAGAGGGUGGUGCAUCUGGUGAGAACGGCGUUCCCGGAGCCAUGGGUGCUCGUGGUCUUCCUGGUGAGAGAGGCCGCCCCGGAGCCCCCGGACCUUCUGGUGCUCGUGGUAAUGAUGGAAACACUGGAGCUGCUGGACCCCCAGGACCUACUGGACCCGCUGGUGCCCCUGGUUUCCCCGGUGGUGCUGGUGCUAAGGGAGAGUCCGGUCCUCAGGGAGGCCGUGGAAACGAGGGACCCCAGGGAGCCCGUGGAGAGGCCGGUAACCCCGGACCUGCUGGACCUGCUGGUGCCGCUGGUGCCCCCGGCUCUGAUGGAUCUGCUGGUGCUAAGGGCGCUCCUGGCGCUGCUGGUAUUGCUGGUGCUCCUGGUUUCCCCGGCUCUCGCGGUCCUGCAGGAGCUCAGGGAGCUGUCGGUGCUCCUGGUCCCAAGGGUAACAGCGGUGACCACGGUAAUCCUGGAGUCAAGGGAGAGCCUGGUUCCAAGGGAGAGCCUGGCCCCGCUGGAGUUCAGGGACUUCCUGGCCCCUCUGGUGAGGAGGGUAAGAGAGGAGGCCGUGGAGAGCCCGGUGGUGCUGGAGCCCGUGGACCCCCUGGAGAGCGCGGUGCACCUGGUGCUCGUGGUUUCCCUGGUGCUGAUGGAGGUGCUGGCGGCAAGGGAGCCCCCGGUGAGCGUGGUGCCAACGGCGCUCUGGGAGCUCAGGGAGCCACCGGUGAGUCUGGAAGCCCUGGUGCUCCUGGUGCACCUGGAUCCAAGGGUGUGACUGGUAGCCCCGGAAGCCCCGGCGCUGACGGCAAAACUGGACCUGCUGGUGCCCCUGGACAAGACGGACGUGCCGGACCUGCUGGCUCUGCUGGAGCCAGAGGACAGCCUGGAGUUAUGGGAUUCCCCGGACCCAAGGGACCCGGCGGUGAGUCUGGAAAGGCCGGUGAGAGAGGAGGCCCCGGCGCUACUGGCGCUGUUGGUGCUCCUGGCAAAGACGGUGACGUUGGUGCUCCUGGACCUUCUGGUGUUGCUGGACCUGCUGGAGAGAAGGGAGAGCAGGGACCUGGUGGUCCUCCCGGAUUCCAGGGUCUUCCCGGACCCCAAGGUGCUACUGGUGAGACUGGCAAGCCUGGUGAGCAGGGUGCUCCUGGUGAGGGUGGACCCUCCGGCCCAUCUGGCCCAAGAGGUGACAGAGGUUUCCCUGGUGAGCGUGGUGCCCCCGGCAUUGGUGGCCCAACUGGAGCUCGUGGUUCUCCUGGCCCUGCUGGUAGCGAUGGAGCCAAGGGAGAGCCUGGUGCUGGUGGUGCCCCUGGUGGUGUUGGUGCCCCCGGUAUGCAGGGAAUGCCCGGUGAGCGUGGAUCUGCUGGUCUCCCCGGAGUCAAGGGAGAGAGAGGUGAUGGUGGUGCCAAGGGAGGUGAUGGUGCCGCUGGCAAAGAUGGCGUGCGUGGUAUGACUGGUGCUAUUGGACUCCCAGGACCCCCCGGUGCUCAGGGUGAGAAGGGUGAGGGUGGUGCCGUUGGUGUUUCUGGACCCACUGGAUCUCGUGGUGCCCCUGGUGAGCGUGGAGAGCCUGGACCCUCCGGACCUGCUGGUUUCGCUGGACCUCCUGGUGCUGACGGUCAGCCUGGUGCCAAGGGAGAGAGUGGUGACACUGGACCCAAGGGAGAGGCUGGUGCUCCUGGACCCGCUGGACCCGUCGGAGGUUCUGGUCCUCAGGGACCCGCCGGCCCCACUGGACCUAAAGGUGCUCGUGGUGGUGCUGGACCCCCUGGCUCUACUGGUUUCCCCGGACCUGCUGGAAGAGUUGGACCCCCUGGCCCUCCUGGAGCUGGUGGAGCCCCUGGACCCGGCGGACCCGUCGGCAAAGAUGGACAGAGAGGAGCUCGUGGUGAGACCGGUCCCGCCGGACGCCCUGGUGAGGCUGGUGCUGCUGGAGCCGCUGGACUCAGCGGAGAGAAGGGAUCUCCUGGCUCUGAUGGAGCCCCUGGUACCCCCGGUACUCCUGGACCCCAAGGUAUUGCUGGACAGCGUGGUAUUGUCGGUCUCCCCGGACAGCGUGGAGAGCGUGGUUUCCCUGGUCUGCCCGGACCCUCUGGCGAGCCUGGUAAGCAGGGACCUUCUGGACUUCAUGGUGAGCGUGGACCCCCCGGACCUGCUGGACCCCCUGGCAUGGCUGGUGCUCCCGGAGAGGCUGGUCGUGAGGGAUCUACCGGACACGAUGGUGCCCCCGGUCGCGAUGGAGCCUCUGGCCCCAAGGGAGACCGUGGUGAGUCUGGUAAUGCUGGAGCCCCCGGAGCCCCCGGUGCUCCUGGACCCCCUGGAGCUGUCGGCCCCUCUGGCAAGACUGGUGACCGUGGAGAGGGUGGUGCUGCUGGCCCUGCUGGACCUUCUGGCCCUGCUGGAGUCCGUGGCCCCGCUGGCCCUGCUGGUGCAAAGGGAGACAGAGGAGAGGCUGGUGAGGCUGGAGACAGAGGACACAAGGGACACAGAGGAUUCACUGGCAUGCAGGGUCUGCCCGGAACUGCUGGAUCUUCCGGAGAGAGAGGACCUGCUGGUUCCUCUGGACCCGCUGGACCAAGAGGACCUUCUGGAUCUAACGGUGCCCCUGGUAAGGAUGGUAUGAACGGUCUGCCCGGACCCAUCGGACCCCCUGGACCUCGUGGUCGCAAUGGAGAGAUGGGACCUUCUGGUCCUCCCGGACCUGCUGGAGCCCCUGGACCCCCCGGACCUCCCGGAAGCGGAUUCGACUUCGUCAGCCAGCCUCUUCAGGAGAAGGCCCCCGAUCCCUACCGCAGCGGCGGACACUACCGCGCCGACGACCCCAACGUGAUGGCCGAUCGCGACGUCGAGGUCGACACCACCCUCAAGACCCUGACCCAGAAGGUCGAGAAGAUCCGCAGCCCCGACGGCAGCCAGAAGAGCCCAGUCCGCAUGUGCCGCGACCUGAAGAUGUCCAACCCCGAGCUGAAGAGCGAUUUGUACUGGGUCGACCCCAACCAGGGCUCCUCUCUGGACGCCAUCAAGGUCCACUGCAACAUGGAGACUGGUGAGACUUGCAUCUACCCCCGUGAGUCCAACGUGCCCAUGCAGAACUGGUACCUCAGCAAGAACACCAGGGAGAAGAAGCACGUCUGGUUCAGCGAGUCCAUGACCGGUGGAUUCCAGUUCCAGUACGGCAGCGAGGGAUCUGACGCCGAGGACGUGAGCAUCCAGAUGACCUUCAUGCGCCUGAUGUCCAACCAGGCCUCUCAGAACGUGACAUACCACUGCAAGAACAGCAUCGCCUACAUGGACUCCGCCACCGGCAACCUGAAGAAGGCUCUGCUCCUGCAGGGCUCCAACGACGUCGAGAUCAGAGCCGAGGGCAACAGCCGCUUCACAUACAGCGUCAGCGAGGACGGCUGCACGUCACACACUGGCUCAUGGGGCAAGACAGUCAUCCGCUACAAUACACCAAAAACAUCCCGCCUGCCCAUCAUUGACAUUGCUCCUAUGGAUGUUGGUGCAUCUGAUCAGGAAUUUGGCGUCGAAGUUGGCCCCGUUUGCUUCUUGUAAAAAGAAAGAAAUAUGGACAUGACAUUGUUGUUUUUUUUCUAGCAGUCAUCUCUAAAUCCUUUUUUUCUAUGCAUUCAAAACUCAUUCGGCUGCCAUUGGUCCACAUGCUUAAAACCACUCUACUGAAGACGAUGUUUGUGUUUUUCCAAUCAUGAGAAGUUUUUUUUGGGACUGCUACUUCAACCAAAAACCAACCCUACAAGGACACUUUAAAAAGAAUCUUUUGUUUUCCACUGGCAACAAGAAAAUAAUAUAUACUUGUGUAAAUUUUCCCCUGGAGAUUGAGAAAAAACUAAAAAAGAUCCACACACCCAAAUGAAACACAGGUGACUUUUGCCAUUUUUUACCACUGCGGAAAGGACAUUGAAAACAACAAGUGAUGUGUACCAUUUUUCUGGUGUUAAAUAAAUUGUAAAAAGUGUGAAGUGUCUUCUUGUUGUUCUAAAUUCUUGAAAAGAUUUUUAAAAAAACACCUGAUGCUCAGAUGAUGUCAGCAAAAAGAGCUAAAACAAAGAAGCUCACCUUCAUGGCUAGAUGGCUACCUCAUAACAAGAAGUCACCGUUUUUUUCUUAAAAGAAAAGGGUUUAUUUUACACAAGUUUAUUGUGGGGGAAUCAAAAUCAUUAAAAGGUGCUAUUACCAUCCCAAUAAGAUCCAGUUAUUGGUGUUUUGAUGGUGACACUCUCACUGUCAUACUGUAAUUUUUUGCCACUAAUGCCUGCAGAAACCUUUGGUGCUACUAAAUUGACUCGUUGUCUUGUUGUCUAUGCAGUGCAAUUGUUUUCUUCUUAAGUGUUCUCUAAAGGUGAUCACUGCAGAUGUAAUGCAUGCAAUCGUGUCCUUGUAGAUAAAGGCACAUGACUCUGGUACAAUAUCAUUUCCCUGCACAUUUGUCCAGUGUUGAUCCCUCUGUCUGUUUUGCCCCCCUGUGGAAAACUCCUCUUCACUAAAAAGAAAAACCAGCACACAUCUCCCACCCUGUUGUUUAUGUUGUUUGUUGAUGUCUUUUUCGCGAAGGGUUUCUUAAAAAAGAAUUUGAAGCAGACCCACUUUCAUGGUUUAAAAAGAGAGAUUCUGUACUUAUUUUGUACAUGUAUAAUAAAUUGAGAUGUUUUUAAUUAUUAUGGGUGCUGAAAUAAAGCAUGUGAAGUGGUCUA
Centropristis striata (black sea bass) is the source of this 5649-nucleotide messenger RNA. RefSeq names its product collagen, type I, alpha 1b (gene col1a1b). The transcript has 50 exons. The record is from RefSeq and is a predicted model, not a curated record. The coding region runs from base 134 to 4492 and encodes 1452 amino acids. Lineage: Eukaryota; Metazoa; Chordata; Actinopteri; Perciformes; Serranidae. Gene Ontology annotation, molecular function: protein binding; extracellular matrix structural constituent.